Alligator sinensis (Chinese alligator) is the source of this 1939-nucleotide messenger RNA. RefSeq names its product A-kinase anchoring protein 7 (gene AKAP7). NCBI's taxonomy places the organism in Eukaryota, Metazoa, Chordata, Crocodylia, Alligatoridae. The record is from RefSeq and is a predicted model, not a curated record. The transcript is spliced from 7 exons. Gene Ontology annotation, molecular function: protein kinase A regulatory subunit binding. Bases 32 to 1072 code for a protein of 346 amino acids. Gene Ontology annotation, cellular component: cytosol.
UUUUAAAUGUAUUCCAGAUGAGUUGGAAAACAUGCAAAAAAUACAAGUUAUUGAAAAGAAAAAGAAGAAAAUGAAGCAGAAAAGAAAAACACAUGCCGCUCUCAAAUCCAUAGACAGUUUGAUGGUGGAUAUGCCAUUUGCCAAUACAGAUAUCGGAGAUGACUCCGUUAUUACUAGUGCCUCUGAAAAAAAUAUAAAAAAGAAGAGAAAGAGAAAUACUGGAAGAGAGAAAGAAGACAGCAAGACAAUGAAGAAAAACAAAAAGCAAAGCCAGCCAAAUUACUUCAUAUCUCUUCCAAUUACAAACCCAAAGAUUAUUGGAGGUAUUCAGGCUCUCCAAGACAUAAUAGUACAAAAGGAUCACAGGCUUUCUAAAGCAAUGGUUCGUUAUGGUUCCUUGCAUAUCACCCUGUUAGUGAUGCAUUUAUCCACUGAAGAAGAAGUUGGCAUAGCAGUUGGUGCAUUUUUAGAGAGCAAGGAUUCAAUAGAAGAACUGCUACAGGGAAAACAGUUGGAUUUGUCAUUCCAAGGAAUUGAUGAUUUCAAAAAUGAAGUUGGCUUUGUGAAGUUGGCAGAAGGUGAUUGUACAGCCAUGCUUAUGGAGAUAUCAGAGACCAUGAAGAAGAUAUUUCAAGAAAAGGGCAUCUUGGCAGGAGAAAACAGAGCUUUUAAACCCCAUUUGACCUUCAUGAAAUUGUCAAAAUCACCAGACUUGCGUAAGCAGGUGAAAAAAAUUGAUCCAAACCUGUAUAAGAAUUUUAAAAGCCAUUAUUUUGGAAAUGAAACCCUGCACCGCCUAGAUCUCUGCUCCAUGCUGAAAAAAAAGCAACCCAAUGGCUACUACCACUGUGAGUCUUCUAUCACAGUCAGUGAAAAGAAUGGGGCGGAACCAGAUGAUGCAGAGUUGGUGAGCCUCAGCAAAAGGCUGGUGGAGAAUGCAGUCCUCAAGGCGGUACAACAGUAUCUAGAAGAAACUCAAAAUAAAACCAGACAGACUGAUGGAAGCCCAGUGAAAACUGAGGAUGCAACUAGUGGCAAUAGGAAUGAAAGUGACAGUGAUAACAGAAAGUGAGCGCUGUGGGAAGGCCAGAGCCCCAGAAUCUCACUGUUCCGAUCUGCUAAGUGGAGCUGGAUGAUAUGCAUUCUGCUUUCAGAGUAAAAGUCUGUUCUGAAUCAAAGGACGCCAUCUAACAGUUGAAUAAUAAUCGUUUGCAUUGAUGAAAAACUACUGAAUGCUAGGGGGAAAAAGAUGAUCUAGGGGGGGAAAAAAGAAGGAAAAAGACUGUAAAAUAGAAAGACUUAACUUCUACUGGCUCUGACUACAGAGGAUCUCUUCCUUGCUUGCGAAGCGGAAUCAAACCUUUUGUGUAUGCCUUUCAGAUUGCAAUGAAUGGCCCUGGAAGAGGCCUGGCCAUAGGUGGAAACAAUCCAUCUACAUUCUUUGGCACUGCCACAAGUAAUAGCUUGCUUGAUCUGUAACAGAACAGAUUCUGUUGCAAAGCCAACAGCAAUCAAUGCUCAGCUAAAAAUGACUGCUACAGAUGUUCGUCACAGAUACUAUUACACAGUAUGUAACAUAGUGGGAACUUCUUUUGAACAUGACACUAUGCAGUGUUCUUCACUUUUUGGUAAAAAUUGUUCACAAAUUAUAUUUUUGACAAAACACUACCUUUUUAUAUAAGAUAAAUAUGGCCAUAAUUUUAAGUCCUUUAGAAAAAUGCAUCUAUUACAUUACCUCCAUACUUUAAAAUGUUUAUAAAUAAUGCUAGUUAUAUGCAAAAUGUAUUGUAUCAUUCUUUUCCUCUAGGGAAGAAUCAUGAGGCAGACUUAAUAAAGGAGGCAUUGCACAGAGAAUCACUGUCCCUGUUAUCCAAACUGAAUCAGAUAAAGGAGCUGUUAUCAAGCCCUGAGACCCGGAUGAAAAUUUACAGGGAACUCU